Scheffersomyces amazonensis is the source of this 1986-nucleotide messenger RNA. RefSeq lists its product as uncharacterized. The transcript has a single exon. NCBI's taxonomy places the organism in Eukaryota, Fungi, Ascomycota, Pichiomycetes, Serinales, Debaryomycetaceae. The record is from RefSeq and is a predicted model, not a curated record. Bases 1 to 1986 code for a protein of 661 amino acids.
AUGUACUUCUAUGCGAUAAUAGGUAGCCUUGCUUUAAAUUUUUCUCAGUUGAAAAAGUUAAUAUCAUGUUGUUUGACCAUUUUACCAAUAUAUCUAAAGAACCGCUACAUCAUGCGUGCUUGGCCCGAAGAACUUAGGAUCAAUCAAGAUCUCGUUAAAAAGUCGGUUGAAUCUUUGGUUAAGCAUUACAAAGACCCUACGUUUUUACUUUUAGACGAAAGACGAGACUAUGAGGAAAUUCAAAAUUGGAAAGUAGAAAUUGAAGAGUUAAAUAAUGAAAUAUAUGCUUGCAAAUAUGGUAGAUUGUAUAAAAAUAGAAUCAAAUUGUUAUUUUUACUUUCAUGUUUCCCAUUUAUAACUUUGAAGAAUGAGGAAUUAACUUUGGAUCGUUUGUAUACAACAUCGACUCAAUUUAAGGAAGACCGACAAGCUAUAAUGGAUAGAAUUUCAGAUGAGUUUUUUCGUUAUUGUUCACGAGAUGCUAUUACUUUUGUUGAACACACAUUCUUAUUGGCUUGUUUCUUGAAAUUUCCUUUUGCCCCUCAGAUGAAAGUUCCUUACUCAAAAUACUUGCAAUUUCCUAAACAGUCUGGCAUUACUAAAGGAGAUCUAAUGAAUGCCGAUGAGUUAUCUACAGAAUUCACACACUCUUUCGAUGAAUUUAAUCCCAAACUUCAUAUUAGAGCCAAGAAUAUUGAGAUUCCUGAUUUAACAGUGAUGAUUAAUCAACUUAAAAUUGAUGUACGCGCGAUAGAACGAACUCAAAUAAUACGUCUUGACAUUCUAUCUGGAGAUGGGGAUAUCAGCACCUAUCCAUGUGUUGCAUUUAAACGUGGAUGUUUUGACCCCAUCAAAAAGCUAUUAAGUUACUACUUUCCAACUUUUGAAUUUAAUGGAACUUGUGGUAUAGAACUAUUUCCUACAGUUCAGCCACCACCCUAUAAUUUCGUAGCCAAUAACCAUAUUGUGCCUGUGAUUAUGCGAUACACGGGAAUACAUAAGAAUUUCAAUAAAGCUAAAAGACAUAAAGAUGUAUUUUCAGUGUCUGAAGAUGUCAGAAGACUUGUCCACGAGGUUUUAUAUCUGAUGAUAUACAGCGGGUCACUAAUGGGAUUUGCCCUUGAUGUGGAUUCUGUAUUAGUGAUAAAACUACUAUCCUCCACAGUAGUCGAUACGGUAGUGAACCCUGAAGAUGGGACCAUCAGCAAGGAAUUAGAUUACGAAAUAUUUUUAUUGGAUCACAGCCUCCAUUAUCCAAUGAUAGGCAUUAUCUUGAGUGCAUUCCUCAAUAAUUAUUUCAAGACUACGGCUUCCGAGUCUGCGGAAGUCACUAGAGAGAUACGAAGACAAUUAAGAAGCGAGUCUGAAGAACUUGAAGCAUCCAGACAAAGUAAAAUAGAAUUUGUGAAAAUGCAGUACCUGAAACAGUUUGAUGACUUUGAUACAGCAAUAGGAGGAUAUAUUAAUAUGGAGUUCCCAAGCUUGUUCAUAAAGCGAGAAUAUUUUGAUCAGGCAUGGGCUCUUGCAUUGAUAGAGACAUUUACUUCUUCGGAUUUUCAAAUAGAGAAGGGGCUGCACUUGACCGAUAGGGAAGAUAUCGUACAUCAAUUCAAAGGUAAAUUAGAUGGUAGAAGUGGUACUUUAUAUGUGUACAAAAUAUCAUAUACCCAUGAUGAAAACGAAGACUUUUACAAGUUGGUUUCGGUAUCUCUUAAUCAAUUUUUAAAGCAUGUGGUCGAAUGCAUUUCCAAAUUUGGCAAGUAUAAGAAAGAAUGGUAUAAUAUUAAGAACUUAAAAACUGUCAAUGAUAAUUUCCGAUGUGCUUAUUAUGAAAGGGAUGAUAUCAGUGGAUUUUCGCUACUAUUAUUUGACGAUGCGCAGGAGCUCGAUGAAGCAGAUAAAGUUGAAGAAUAUGAAGGUGACCCACCGAUUUUAUUUGAUUAUUUUGGCAAUCAGAUUGAAAACAAACGUCAAAGGUUGAAGUGA